Molecule: messenger RNA, 2023 nt
Organism: Erigeron canadensis
Lineage: Eukaryota; Viridiplantae; Streptophyta; Magnoliopsida; Asterales; Asteraceae
Product: plastidial pyruvate kinase 1, chloroplastic-like
Exons: 7
Coding region: 95-1846 (583 amino acids)
Biological process (GO): glycolytic process
Cellular component (GO): cytoplasm
Molecular function (GO): pyruvate kinase activity; magnesium ion binding; potassium ion binding
Source: RefSeq, a predicted model, not a curated record
GGAUUAACCAAUCCAUAAAUAUAUCAAUUUUUUCACCACAAAAAUCCCUUAAAACCCCAAUAAAACAUUUGGAAUAAUUCCCAAAAACACAACAAUGGCUUCAAUGACAAGUCAUAUACAUAUGUUAUGUAACAACAAUCUCAUGUCAAAAACAUCAUGCACAACUUUGAAAAAUAAUGUUACUAGGGACAUGGUCUCAUUUAAUUUCACGAACAUGGUCCGGUCUAGUAGUACGAUGAAGUUGAAGAAAAGUUUAGCCACUCGGGCUAUAAUGCAAGUCGAUAAAGUGGUCGAGGUAACGAAAAAUGAUGAUAGAUGUAUGGGUUUGGAUGUUGUGGUGGAAGCUGAGUUGAUGGAUAAAGGUUUUUUGGGGUUACGAAAGACUAAGUUGGUUUGUACGGUUGGGCCAGCUUGUUGUUCGGAUGAAGCGUUGGAGAAACUGGCAUUGGGUGGGAUGAAUGUAGCUAGGCUUAAUAUGUGUCAUAAUACGAAAGAGUGGCAUCAAGAUGUUAUUAGGAAAAUUAAGAAGUUGAAUAGUGAAAAGGGCUUUUGUGUUUCGAUUAUGAUUGAUACUGAAGGUAGUCAGAUUCAUGUUGCUGAUCAUGGUGCCCCUUCAUCUGUUAAAGCUGAGGAUGGAUCAAUAUGGUUCUUCACCACUGAACAAUUUGAGGGAUGUCGUCCAUUCACGGUUCAAGCAAGCUAUGAAGGAUUUUCUGAAGGUUGUCUAGAUGGAAUCAAAGAGGGUGAUGAACUAGUGGUAGAUGGAGGAAUGGCGACGUUUGAAGUCAUUGAAAGGGUCGGGAAUGACUUACGUUGCAAGUGUAUCGAUUCUGGUUUACUUCUGCCUCGAGCUAAAAUUAGCUUUUGGAGAGACGGAAAACUUGUUGACAAACAUCAUGAGCUCCCAACCUUAUCAACAAAGGAUUGGUCAGAUAUCGAAUUUGGAAUAUCCCAAAGCGUAGAUUUCAUUGCCAUGUCAUUUGUUAACGACGCUGAUGCUAUCAAGCAUUUAAAGAAUUACCUAUCUACUAAAAAUAAAUUUAUUAAGGUUUUGGCUAAGAUUGAGACUUUGGAAUCUCUCCAAAAGCUUGAAGAGAUCGUGGAAGCAUCUGAUGGAAUAAUGGUGGCAAGAGGCGAUCUUGGAGUUGAAAUUCCACUCGAGCAGAUUCCAACUGUGCAGGAGGAUAUUAUUAAUCUGUGUAGGCAGCUCAAUAAGCCUGUGAUUAUAGCUUCACAGCUAUUGGAGUCUAUGAUUGAAUAUCCUACUCCAACACGAGCUGAGGUUGCAGAUGUUUCUGAAGCGGUUAGACAAUAUGCUGAUGCCCUGAUGCUAUCUGGCGAGUCGGCAAUUGGAUCUUUUGGAGAGAAGGCUCUGUGUGUGUUAAGAAUGGCUAGUAACCGAAUGGAACUCUGGAGCCGUGAGGAGAAUCAACGACCGUCCAUUCCUCAACAUGAAAUUGGAGUCUCAUUGCCUGAUCAGGUUGCUGAGCAUAUCUGCAACUGUGCUAGCCAAAUGGCAAAUAACCUAGGCGUGGAUGCAGUGUUUGUGUACACUAGGCAUGGGCAGAUGGCAUCACUGCUGUCACGCAACCGACCAAACCCUCCUAUAUUUGCAUUCACCAACGAGAAAAGCACACAAAUGGCUCUCAAUUUGCAGUGGGGUGUCAUUCCCAUUUUGGCCGACUUAUCAGAUGACAUGGAGACCAACAUUGCCAAAACAACUGAACUUAUUAAAGCAAAAGGGAUGCUGAAAAAGGGUGACGCGGUUCUAAUAGUUUCAGAUGUUAUCCCAACCCGCUCGUCUCCAACCAUUUACCAAUCACUCCAAGUCAAGAUUAUAUCUUGAAAUGUUACCAUUUACCAAUCCCAAUUGAUGUUAAUACAUCUUUCCUUGUUUACUAGAUGAUAUUUAAGUUUUUGCUUGCCCUUUGUUUGUACACAUAUGUGGAAGUUUAUUUAGUUAUUAAUUACCUCAGGACUCAGGUGCUUUGACUACGUUGAUUAACUACGAGUAUUAUUUAAA